CACUGUUGACCCUUGAACAGUGGGUUUGAAUUGGGUGGUCCAUGUAUGUGCAGAUAUUUUUCAGUGAUAAACACCCAGCACUGCCAGACCUGCAGGAUCCAAGGCUGCGAGACCUGUAUUCUGGAGGACUGGCUGUGAGGUGGACAUGCAUGCCCCAACCACACACCUUCAUGGGUCAACUGUUUUAUUUGCAGUGGUCUCUUUUCUUUGCUUUUUAUUUAGGAAGUUUUGUAUUUUUGUUUGCCUUUAUGAACCUUUUUUAAUACCGUUAGCUCCAUUUCCUUGCUUAGGCACCUGGCAUAUCAUCUGCUCUGGAAAACACCCAUUACCUUCCUAUGUGCAAGCCGAUGUGUGUGUUCUACUUACCCCCAUCUGGGCUGGGUGUGUCGGGGGAGGCUCAGUUGUGUGUACAGCUUCCUCGGCUUACACUAGGGUUGUGUCCUCACAAGCAAACACGUCGCCAGUUGAAAAUGCAUUUACUAUACCAACCUGCCUCACGUGCUCAGAACAUGUAUGUUAGCCUGCAGGUGAGCAAAGCCACCUAACACAAAGCCUGUUUGAUAAGAAAAUGUCGAACAUCUCGUGGAGUGUGUUGAGCAUGGUACUGAAAGUGGGAAGCAGGCAGGCAUCUGGGUCCAGGAUGGUUGAGUGUGUAUCAGUGGUGAUGUGGCUGACUGCUAGCCCAGCUUGUGCCCCUGCCCAGCACGAGAGAGGACUCUACUGCUGGUCACUAGGCCUGGAAGGAUCAGCCAGCAUUUGAAACCUGGUUUUAUGGAACACGUGUCACUUUUGCACACCAUCAUAAAGUCAAAAAAACAUGAAUCAGACCAUGAUAAGUCAGAGACUGUCUACUUUGUCAGAACAAACUUGUCCAUGUUAUUUUUCUGUACUCAGCCUGCCUUUUUUGGCGUUACAUCUCUAAUAAGGCAUGUCCAGUCUGUUCUGUGCCCAGGCACCUCGUGGCUGGACGUUAGGGCCUUGCUUCUACCAGUACUGCGUAUUGCAUGGCUUGGCAGGCUGGAUCCUUGGCUCACACUUUUUUCCCUUGAGUUUCUUGACAGAUGUUGUGCCUGUGUUGUCUUGCCUCGUAUGCUGCUGUUGAAGUCUGAGGCUCACCUGGUUUCCUCAGUUCUAGGAAACACAAGAAUAGAAGAGGCUUGUGAGAUGUAUACCAGAGCUGCAAAUAUGUUCAAGAUGGCCAAGAAUUGGAGUGCUGCAGGAAACGCAUUUUGUCAGGCGGCCAAGCUCCAUAUGCAGCUGCAGAGCAAACACGACUCGGCCACCAGCUUUGUGGAUGCCGGGAACGCCUACAAGAAGGCAGACCCGCAAGAGGCUAUCAACUGCUUAAAUGCAGCCAUCGACAUUUACACAGACAUGGGAAGGUUCACGAUCGCGGCCAAGCACCACAUCACCAUCGCGGAGAUCUACGAGACGGAGCUGGUGGACAUCGAGAAGGCUAUCGCCCAUUACGAACAAUCAGCUGAUUAUUACAAAGGGGAAGAAUCCAACAGCUCGGCCAACAAGUGUCUGCUGAAGGUGGCAGCGUAUGCUGCCCAGCUGGAGCAGUACCAGAAGGCCAUUGAGGUCUAUGAGCAGGUUGGGGCCAGCACCAUGGACAACCCUCUGCUGAAGUACAGUGCAAAGGAUUACUUCUUCAAAGCCGCCCUCUGCCACUUCAUCGUGGACGAGCUGAACGCCAAGCUUGCUCUUGAGAAAUAUGAGGAAAUGUUUCCAGCAUUCACUGAUUCAAGAGAAUGUAAACUAUUGAAAAAACUUCUGGAAGCUCAUGAAGAGCAGAACAGUGAAGCUUACACGGAAGCAGUGAGUUCACCUUUGAGAUUUUGCACCUCCCCUGACAGUUCAUGUUACAGAAACCUCUUCUCCUUUUCGCUAUGUAAACACCAAAUGUUAUUUUGGACAUUAUUGCCAUUAUACCUAAGUUGUAAUCAAUAGGCAUGUUUUUUAGAUCCCAGUAGCCUUAGUAAUUAAUUAGUUCUGUGAGCCAUGCUGAGUUUAGCUGGGAGGCAAAUGUAUAUCACAUACACUUAGGAUUUGUUGUUUGGAUGCUUUCCAUGGAAAAUAAUCUGAUCCAUGAAUAAGUGCAAAGUCAAAUCUGAUGGGGAGCUCCCUUGUGGUGCAGCAGGUUAAGGAUCCCGCAUUGUCACUGCAGCAGCUCAGGUCACUGCUGUGGUUCAGGUCCCAUCUCUGGCCUGGAAACUUCCAUUCGCCUUUUGAUAGGGUGACCUUUGCUACCAUCUGGAGGUCUCUCCCUUCUUUGGUCUCGUGUGGGAAUGAGGUCAAGGAACCCUGUGUCCGCUCCUUCUGUCUCUGCAAAUACUUUUUGGUGUCUGGUGGAUGCUGAGGCAGCAUUAAGUUUCCACGCUCCCUUAUUCUGAUAUGGGAUCUCGUGUCCUUUGUCAUGUUAGCUUUGCUUUUCUGGUUAUAAGGCUGCUGUGGGUUUUCACCAUUGCACGUAGCAUGCAGAGCAAUACAGAAGGUGCGGGAACGUGUCGCUGGCUCCAUUGACAUAGUCUUGGGACAGUGUGAAAGCAGCAGUCUUGGUGAAGAAAGUUGUAGGCUGGGCGUGGUUGUAAUGCGGAAAGUUAGCGGCUCCCGCUGUGACCACAUGAGUGGCCUGGGAUGCUGUGGUUCUGGGUCUGUUUCCUGUCGUUUCUGUGGAGUGACUGCAUUCCUCUCCCCUCACCAGGUGAAGGAGUUCGACUCCAUCUCGCGCCUGGACCAGUGGCUCACCACCAUGCUGCUUCGCAUCAAGAAGUCCAUCCCGGGGGAUGGCGAUGGCGACGGUGACCUCAAGUGAAGCCCUGUCGUCGUGGCAAGUGGCAGGGUUAGCCCAGGGAUCAUCGUGGAUGCCAUCCAGUGGCUUCAUUUUGUUGCACACGAGCCACACGUGUGUCCCUGUGGGGCGGACGGGGAGGCGCCUGUGUGUUAGGAGUGUGACACGCUGCUUCACGCUUGUCAGAGUCCCCAGGGUUUUCCGAGAACUUCUUCAGUCUUAUUCCUGUUACUUUGAUGUGUGCAGAGCUCGUGCUUCAUUUUGCCACCUCUUUCUUUAUAUGUCCUUUUUCUCGGGCCUGAGUACCAACCCGGUUGAUCCAAUAGGCGCAGUGCAUUUUCUGUGAACUCGCAGCCGUCUUCUCCUCUCAGUGUGUGUUUAGUUAGGAUGGUGGCUUGGAAUGCGUUUGUGACUCCCCUCGGUAGAAAUUAUCUAUCCUUUUUGUUAUCUUGUGCUUCUUUAGAUGGUGCUGGUGACCAGUUUCUUUGCUUUUUUAUACUGUUCUGUGGCUAAUGUGCAUGUGAAAAUUUGGAGCAGCCGGGGUCUGCCAGUGCCACAGCUGCGAGCAGGGAGCUUCCCAGCGCUUCUUGCUGGCGUGUGGAGGCGAGGCUGGUCUUGCACACGCGUAUACACACACACACACAGGCCCCUGCAAUGUGGCGCUUCCCGUUCCUGUUGAGAGUAUCUGCUUUAGUUGGGGUGGAGCCCUUGCCUGUUUUCACAUAAAGGGGUAUAACUGCACGUCCCUUUCCUCCACUUCUGUGCUACACGUAGCUCUUCCACGUUGAGAUGUGCCACACCCAUGUGCACCCCUGCCAGGGCCAGGAGCUUGUCUGAGGGAAGCUGGAGAAGGUGUGUUGUGGUUUUAUCCCCGUGUGGACAUGGUGGGCCAGGUCGCCUCAGAGGUUUACUGCCAGUGGGUCUGGAAGGAUCCCAGUGAGCUUUGGGAGGCCUGGCUCUUAGGUGGUGGAGUUGUUGGAUCUUCUCUGUUUUAGUUCUGUCCUGUGUAACAUGUAUCCCGUUGACCUGUGGACUUGACCUGCCCAUUGUGUUACACGCUGACCUUGCACUUUAGAUGUUCUCGUUUCCUUGAAUCUCCUCUGAGAACGUCUUAGGCAUAGAUGGGGUAUGUUUGCUAUGGUCUGGUGCCAGGUGACAACAGGGGACAGACAGAUGACACUUCUAGCGUCUGGCGGAUGGUAAUGGAAUGGUGUUUGUGUUUUUGGAUGACUCUCGACCAGAACUGGUGGCUUUGGGUGUGCCCAGGCCCAGAGCUGUGUGGGGAGGGACGUUUGGGGAUGGGGAGGGUCCAUCUGGGAGGGGGAGAGUGUGACGGGAGAGGAGGUAGAGAAGGCCUAGCUGUGGGGUCACUUGUGAGGGCGAGCUGGUGGAGAGGAAGGUCAGCUGAGGGCCGCAGGAAUGGACUGGGAGACCAGGUGCCCUGCCCUUGGGCCCUGGUACCUGAGAGGAGCCCUUUGUCCCUGCAGAGUCAGCCGGCAAAUGGUGCAUUUGGAGUGGGGCCCGCUUGGUGGUGCUUCGCUUCUGUUGGAAGUCCUGAUGAAAAAUCGUUAAGAGAGCAGGAGUGGGGUUUGGUUGGUGUGCCUGGCCUGGUGCCCAGGUGGCCAGAAGCUCCCCCUGUGGGGUGGCGUGGGGCCUGAGUCCUUUGGGUACAAGUCUGUCCCAUGAGGAGCUGUGACCUUCUCUAGCCACGUGUUCGCUUCAUUGCUAGUCCCCACAGUUUGUUUCCACUUGUUAACAGAACCUGGUCUGCCCACGUGAAGUACAGGCAGAUGGUGUCUUUGAAGGCAGUUUACUUAGCUUCUCGUCCUGAUUCCUGGGCACACACACCUGAGGAAAACAACAGUAUUAGCAUCUUUCCCGUCAGAGUUGUUUGUAUUGAAAUGAACACUGGGAUCAGUGCCCGGAUUAAGAUUUUGUUUUUAUAUUUCAUGUGAAAAAUAAUUGUAAUGGCCAGAACAGACCUGCCAGAACAUAAAAGGAAAAUGAGAAGAAGAAAGUUCCAUUAAUGUUGUCCAGACUUCCUCCCUUGAAACCAUCCUCAGUGUGGCCAGUGCUGUGACUUGGAGCCUGGCAAGGUCUCCAGACUGCAUAGAGAGUCACCUAUGAACAAAGUACAACGACUAUUUAUGUCACAGUCCUUGCAUUUUAGCAAAUCAUUGUUGAGUCAGAAUGAGUUCAGAUUUCUUACAGGAAAGCUUUGCUUUUUGUGGCGAUGUUUUUAUAGCUUGUGUGAGUUUUUUUAUUUAAUGACUUUAACACAGUAUUUUUACAGUCGUGACCAUGUGUGGUGGUGUCACUGUGACUAGUGUGUGCAUUUCUUGUUUCCUCUGACCCCAUGCAUUUCAAUGCCUGCUUGUGCCGCAGGCCUCCUCGGGACAUGGGGACACAGCUCGCCCCCCGAAGCGCCCCGUGCCCCUGGGGAGGGUGUGGGAAAACGACCCCUGCCGUGAUAGACCCACCUUUGCAGAAAGAGCCUCUGUUUUGUGUGAGCCUAUAUGUGAAUAAAGUGGUUGUUGUGA
This is a messenger RNA of Phacochoerus africanus (Common warthog), 5334 nucleotides long. RefSeq names its product NSF attachment protein beta (gene NAPB). The record is from RefSeq and is a predicted model, not a curated record. Gene Ontology annotation, molecular function: syntaxin binding; soluble NSF attachment protein activity. NCBI's taxonomy places the organism in Eukaryota, Metazoa, Chordata, Mammalia, Artiodactyla, Suidae. Gene Ontology annotation, cellular component: synaptobrevin 2-SNAP-25-syntaxin-1a complex; terminal bouton; vacuolar membrane. Bases 772 to 1953 code for a protein of 393 amino acids. The transcript has 10 exons. Gene Ontology annotation, biological process: SNARE complex disassembly; synaptic transmission, glutamatergic; intracellular protein transport.